GGUUUAACAGUAGCAUUUCAAGACCCAUCGGCGAGAUUACUUUACCUGUCCGAUUUGGUACAGCUGAACGCGUUACCAAACUUGUUAUGGAGACUUUUAAAGUCCUUGACAUCAACAACGAGUACAAUGCGAUCAUCAGAAGAACCGCUUUGUACAAACUCCGAGUUGCAGUUUCCAUCUUUCACUAUGCCCUUAAAUUUCCAACGACCCGAGGAGAAGGGACACAUUUCGGAGAUCAAAGAGAAGAUCGAGAAAUUGUCAGUUUCAUACCAUCCCCCGGAGUCUAUUCCACCACUCCGGUUAACGAAGAGAAUUCCCUACUACAGAACACCUCGGACGACGCAGUUUCCGAAAGGCCGAACCACAACGCCGAUGUUCCUCCUACCUCGGAUCCCUUAUCUGAAGACCGAGGUAGACGGACCGGAAAGGAGCCACUCCGUGAAGAAGACGAGUUGGAACCAAGAGCUCAAUUCAAAGAAAAAAGCCGAAGUGAUCGAGCUGAGCCCAGAGAAGAAGUAGAGUUGAUCUAUAUCGACGAACCAAUCUUUCAAAAAUCGUUGCGUAUUGGGUGCCGUUUACAAGAACCUCUCCGGUCCGAACUCGUCUCGUUCCUCAAGAAUAAUUCUGAUGUUUUUGCUUGGAAACAUGAAGACAUGAAGGGCAUCGACCCCGGUGUCGCUAGCCACAAGUUGAACCUUGAUCGAACUGUCCGACCAAUCGUUCAAAAAAGAAGAAAAUUUGGACGGGAUCGUCAGAAAGCGUUGGAAGAGGAAGUCAAGAAACUCAUCGACAACAAGUUCAUUAAAGAGGCCAAAUAUCCGACAUGGGUCUCAAAUCCCGUCCUCGUCAAGAAAAGCAAUGGCCUAUGGAGGUUGUGUAUCUACUUUUCCGAUUUAAACAAGGCGUGCCCGAAAGACAGUUACCCGCUCCCGCAUAUAGAUUAUAUGGUUGAUGCCACAUCGGGACAAGAGUUGAUGAGCUUCAUGGAUGCCUACUCCGGUUAUAACCAAAUUCCUAUGGAUCCCGAAGAUUCAGAACACACCUCGUUUUAUUCGGCACGGGGCCUAUACUGCUAUACCAUGAUGCCAUUGGGAUUAAAAAACGCUGGGGCCACUUAUCAGCGUCUUGUCAACAAGAUGUUUGCCAAUUUGAUAGGUCAUACCAUGGAAGUUUAUGUAGACGACAUGCUC
Messenger RNA from Striga hermonthica, 1190 nucleotides. The record is from the annotation of a GenBank genome assembly. Lineage: Eukaryota; Viridiplantae; Streptophyta; Magnoliopsida; Lamiales; Orobanchaceae.